AUGUUCUCUGGCCUCCGCCGUCUCCAGCUGUCCUCCCGCCACAUCCUGCCCCUCAACACCACCGCGGGGUUCCCAUCCAGCAUCUCCGCACGAUCGAUCGCUCCACGCACGAUGGCUACUGGAAACUCCCACAAGAUCACCGACUGGGUCAAUCCCAACGACAAGUCUGGUGAAUUCAAGCGUCAGCAAUCCGUCUUCCGGAACUGGAUCUCCAGCAAACCCGGCGCGGAAUUCCCCCCGGAGAAGGAUCGCUACCACCUCUAUGUCUCAUACGCCUCGCACCGGACUUUGAUCACGCGAAAGCUCAAGGGCCUGGAGGACAUUAUCUCGUUCACGUCGGUGCAUUGGCAUCUAGCUGAGAAAGGUUGGCGCUUCGCAACCCAAGAGGAGAACUUGCCUGGCGAAAACGCGGUCCCGGAUCCAUUGCAUCCCCAGUAUACGCAUCUGCGCGAGCUCUACUUCUCCAAUGACCCCGAGUACUCGGGACGAUUCACGGUUCCCGUUCUCUUCGAUAAGAAGACCCAGCGCAUCGUGAGCAACGAGAGCGCGGAAAUCAUCCGCAUGUUCUACACCGAAUUCGACUCCCUCCUCCCCCAACAAUACCAGUCCAUCGACCUGUACCCCAGCGCACUCCGCGCCUCCAUCGACGCGACAAACGACUGGACCUACAACGACGUCAACAACGGAGUCUACAAGUCCGGCUUCGCUACCACGCAAGAAGCAUACGAGAAAGCCGUGACGACGCUCUUCGCCUCCCUGGACAAGAUCGAGGAGCAUCUGGCCACUACCCAGGGACCAUUCUAUUUCGGGUCAGCGAUCACGGAGAUCGAUAUCCGGCUGUUCACGACGAUCGUGCGCUUCGACCCCGUCUACGUGCAGCAUUUCAAGUGCAAUGUACGGGAUAUUCGCUCGGGUUAUCCGGCGGUGCAUCGCUGGUUGAGGCACUUGUAUUGGCAGGUGCCAGCGUUCCGGGACACGACGGAGUUCGAACACAUCAAGAAACAUUAUACGAAGAGUCAUAAGCAGAUCAACCCGUUUGGAAUCACCCCUGUCGGACCGGUCCCGGAUAUUCUGCCUCAGGAUGAGGAGGUGAGGGCUGUGGCUGUGGCUGCAGUGAAGAAGUGA
Molecule: messenger RNA, 1125 nt
Organism: Aspergillus affinis
Lineage: Eukaryota; Fungi; Ascomycota; Eurotiomycetes; Eurotiales; Aspergillaceae
Product: glutathione S-transferase family protein
Exons: 5
Coding region: 1-1125 (374 amino acids)
Cellular component (GO): cytoplasm
Molecular function (GO): glutathione transferase activity
Source: RefSeq, a predicted model, not a curated record